AUGAUCUCUCUGUCAAUUUCAGACGGGUUCGAGCCGGAGCCCGAGUCUUUAUAUUCCUCAGGCGAAUUAUCUGUUGAUCGAUCUCAUUCCGAUCUCAAUCACGCGGCGGAGGACCUGAGUGAAGAGUUUCAGAAUGUGGGCUUGGACGAAGCCGCGAAAGAGAAGAUUUUGACGAUCAUGAGUGUCUCCGAGAGUGAUGGAGGUGUUGAUUCGAAAGCGGUAGAUGGAAAUGAGGAGGAAGAAGGAAGGGACGACGCAGAUGGUGAAGAUAAUGGCUGGAGCGAGAGUGAGGGUGAGAAUAUGUUUGAAAAGAGAGAAGCUUUGUAUCCAAUUAGGCCAGGAGCAGAGGAUUGCUCGUUCUACAUGAAAACAGGGAGCUGCAAAUUCGGAUCCACUUGCAAAUUCAAUCAUCCUCUUCCGAAUCCGAGAAGAAUCAAAAUUGCUUGGGAUAAUAAAGUAAGAGAAAAGGAAGAUGAUGCUGAUAAACUGAGACCGAUGGAUUGCAAGUAUUACUUCAGGACUGGUGGGUGCAAAUAUGGAGAAACUUGUAGAUUCAACCAUACGAAACAAAAGACUUAUCAGCCCUCAGUACCGGAGCUUAACUUCCUCGGCCUUCCUAUGAGACAGGGAGCAAUAGAAUGUCCAUACUACAUGCGCAACGGCUCCUGCAAGUUUGGAGCUGAGUGCAAAUUUAACCAUCCUGAUCCUACAAAUGUUGGAGGAACAGACUCUCCUUCUUCGUUUCAUGGUAAUAACGGUGGAUCAUUUUCCCCAAAAUCCACGUUCCAAGCGAGUUCAAAUUCUUGGUCUUCACCGAGGCAUGCGAAUGGCACAACUCCUUUUGUUCCAUCCAUGUUGUCACAGAGCCGUGGAGUUUCAUCUCAGACUCCAGAGUGGAAUGGAUAUCAGGCUUCUGCGUAUUCAUCAGAAAGGAAUGUGUUUUCUCCUUCCACCACAUACCUUAUGAACAAUUCAUCAGCUGCAGCAACAAACAUAUUCUCACAGAACCAACAUCAGAUGUCUGCUGAAGAAUUUCCAGAACGUCCAGACCAACCUGAGUGCACUUAUUAUCUCAAAACUGGAGACUGUAAGUUCAAAUUCAAUUGCAAAUACCAUCAUCCUAAGAAUCGAUUGGCAAAACAGCCUCCUUACGCUCUCAAUGACAAGGGCUUACCCCUUAGACCUGAUCAGAACAUCUGCACACAUUACAGCCGGUACGGAAUCUGCAAAUUCGGUCCAGCUUGUAGAUUCGACCAUUCCAUUCAGCCGACAGGAAGCCCCCUUGCCGUGGGAGAACCUAUUCAUGUCGGCGGUGGAAAUGGGAAUGAAAGUGACGGUUGGAACUGA
Microthlaspi erraticum is the source of this 1347-nucleotide messenger RNA. Lineage: Eukaryota; Viridiplantae; Streptophyta; Magnoliopsida; Brassicales; Brassicaceae. The record is from the annotation of a GenBank genome assembly.